Messenger RNA from Candidozyma auris, 1713 nucleotides. RefSeq lists its product as uncharacterized. NCBI's taxonomy places the organism in Eukaryota, Fungi, Ascomycota, Pichiomycetes, Serinales, Metschnikowiaceae. The record is from RefSeq and is a predicted model, not a curated record. Bases 1 to 1713 code for a protein of 570 amino acids. The transcript has a single exon.
AUGGUGUCAUAUACGCAAUUUCUCACCAAAGAUCCUCUUGAUAGCUAUGAGGAUCUCGACAAGUACAAUCGCGAGUACCUCCCUAAGGUGGAAAAGUACCGUGCUGAUCUUAAAGAUGCCAUCAAGCCGGAGUACUCAACGGAGUUGCCCAAGGCUGCUGAGGCAUUGGCCGAGGAGCAGUUCGACGCAAUGAAGUAUUUGUAUGACAAGAAGCUUUUGAGUGAAAAGGAGUUCGAGAUCACGGAUUCUUCUGCCACUAGAAUCUUAUCUCAGAUCGCCAAAGGUGCUUGGACAUCGGUAGAAGUUUUCAAAGCGUUUGCUAAGAGAGCCACCAUUGCUCACCAAUUGACCAAUUGCGCGCUUGAACUUUUUACUGAAGAAGGUUUAAAGCGUGCUGAGUACUUGGAUGACUACUACAAGAAGAACGGUAAGACGGUGGGUCCAUUGCAUGGGUUGCCUGUUUCUUUGAAAGAGCAGAUGAACUAUAAGGGUAAAAUCACCCACGGCGGCUAUGUUUCCCACAUCACCAAUAUUGCUGAAAAACAUGCGCCUACGGUUCAGGUUUUAGAGAAUUUGGGCGCCGUGUUCUACGUGAGAACCAACCAGCCUCAGACCUUGAUGCACUUGUGCGGUAACAACAACUUUAUUGGUUGGUCCAGAUGCCCUUACAACUUGUCCUUGACUGCAGGUGGCUCAUCCUCUGGAGAAGGUGCCAUCACUGCCUUUGGUGGAUCUGCUAUCGGUAUUGGCUCUGAUAUCGGCGGAAGUGUGAGAGGGCCAGCUGCAUUCAGUGGUUCUGUCGGCUUGCGUCCAACCACGAACAGGUUCUCUAAAGCCGGCGGAGUUUCUUCAGCUGGUGGUCAAGAAUCUGUGCCCGCUGUACAGGGACCCAUGGGCAGAUCUGUGAACGAUAUCGACAUGAUCAUGGAUGCGUACAUCAACCAAGGCAAGCCCUGGGUGUUGGACUGCAUUUCCAUGCCCAUACCAUGGAGAAAAGUCGAGAAGCCAAAGCCACAAAGCUUGACUGUGGCAAUUGAAUAUGACGACGGCAUUGUUCACCCCACACCACCAAUUACCAGAGGUUUGAAGCACCUUGCUGAGAAACUCAAGGCAGCUGGAGUCAAGGUAGUUGAGCACAAGGCUCUCAAGACUCAAUUUGCGUACGAGCUCGUCAACAAGAUGUACUCUGCUGACGGCAAUUACAAGCAAAGAGCACUCUUGGCUCCCUCUGGUGAGCCCUUGUGCAAAUUGACCAAGUGGAGUUUGAACUACGGUGACGGCGCCAGGGAGUUUGGUGUUGCUGAGAACAGACAAAUGAGCAUUGACAGGGAUAAGUUGAGACAAGAGUACACUGACUACUUAAAUGAGAACGGCAUUGAUGUUCUCAUAUCGCCAGUGUUUGUCAAUGUGGCCCCCAAGCCGGAGACUGCCUACUGCUGGUCAUACACCACACUUUUCAACCUUCUCGACUUCCCAUCUUUGACAAUUCAAACCGGCUUGUAUCAGGACCCCAAGCUUGACAAAUGGGACCCCAAGCCAGUUCCAAGAAGCGACUUGGAAAAGCUCGAGCACGACCAGUACGACCCUGAGCAAUUCAAAAACGCCCCUAUUGCGGUGCAAAUUACUGGUAGAAGGUACUUUGACGAGGAAGUUGUUGCAGCAGGAAAGACAAUCGAAGAUAUCUUGGGCGUUGAUUUGCUCAAGCACCAUUAA